This is a messenger RNA of Drosophila bipectinata, 4187 nucleotides long. The record is from RefSeq and is a predicted model, not a curated record. NCBI's taxonomy places the organism in Eukaryota, Metazoa, Arthropoda, Insecta, Diptera, Drosophilidae.
GACCAUUUUCAAUUAGAAACCUUCGUCGGGGAUAGACGGUUGUCGCGGACGGAGACUCAGCCAACCGGAAUCUUGAAACUGAACGUCUCUCCUGCACGCUCUUCUCGCAACAAGUCGUGGGUGUCGCGCUUAACCGCUGAAAGUGAAAACAAAACGCACCAAACGGAAAAUAUAAAUCUUCAAGGAGAAACAAGAGAAAAUUUUGUGCCAAAAAUUAUCAAAAAAUAAAAAUAUAAAAAGUAUCUUUUUAUAAACAAAUGAGAUAUUUGCAAAAGUGAACUACCCCGGUGAUAGUGUGGACCUUUAGAGCCACCCCUCUGCUAGUACACGCAGCGAAAUAGUCGAGUGCAUCCAACACCGAAAGGAAAAGGAGUAAAAAUACAAUUUCGCGACGCCAUUGUGAAGAGAAAAAGCCGUCAAACUGUGGGGCUCAGGGGCAUUUUUUCUUCCUCCGCAAGGAAUGUAUUAUCCGCAUAUGGUGCAGGCGGGCGUAGCGCCUUUUCCGGGCGCUCCGGCCGGCUAUGCCGCCGCACCAGGUCCAGCGGCAGCAGCUGCGGCAGCGGCAGCCGCCGCCCAACAACAGCACCAGGCCCAGCAGCAGCAGCAGCAACAACAACAGCAGCAGGUGGGAGGAGCGCCUUCCGCCGCUGACAGUCUGUCGCUGGCGGUGGCGGCAGCGGCUGCCAAACAGGUAUCUGAGCCAGUGACCCAAAUGAAAGUGGCCGGCGAUGCCGCAGGCACCACCAACAGUAACAACAAUAACAACAACAACACAGCGGUGGCACAGGCAGUGGCCCAGGCAGGAACAGGAGCGCCAGGAUCGGCGGGAGGAGUGAACACAGUUAAUUCGAGUUCAGGGGGCGGCGUGGCCACGCCGGCGGUGGUGGUGGCCACUAGUGUGUCCGAUGUUGUCAAUGCCUCGUUGUACAUGCAACAGAAGAAGACAAAUCUGUCAACACAAACACAGACACAGUCACAGUACAAUGGAAGCAGACUCCCAGGUCCUCCUCCCUGUGCUCCCUGUACUCUGCUCCCAGUGGUGGUCACGCAACCGUCCCUGACAAAUGGACAUGGCAUGGAGCAAGUGCAGCCACCAGAACAACACCAGCAGCAGCAGCUGCACCACCACCACCACCAGCACCAGCAGCACCAUCACCACCAGCUGCAAUCAACGCUGCCCCCACAAAAUGUGCUCAGCAUUUCCACAGUAUUGAUCGCCAAUGAGGCAGCAGAUUCACAACAGAACUCCACCCUUCCCAGCGCAGGCGGCACUGGCGCCGGUGGUGGAACUGGUGGGGGCGGAGGCGGUGGCACGCCCAAUUCGCCACUCAGCAGCUCCCCGUCCAGCGCAACAAACUCGCAGGCCACAGUUGGCGGCGUCUUGAACCUCAACGGCAACGCCACCGAGGGCAAUGUAUCCGGCAGUGUAUCGCCGGUGGCCAGCGGUGAACCGCUCCUCCAGACACCGCCCACCCUCCAGCAGCAGCAGCCGCAGCCGCUCCUGUGCAGCAGUCCCCCAUCCGUUCAGACGGCAGCCACCUCGGUGACGGGCAGUUCGAUAGCUGCCGGCGCCCUGGCCGCCACCAGCAGCAGCGGUGUUGGCCUUCUGCCCACCACCGGACUGGACACCAUGGCCAAUGGCAGUGCCGGCACCUUGGUGCCGGCCAGCACCUCCCAGGUGAUUGCCCACCUAAACGCAGCAGCGGCAGCGGUCCAGUCGCCACCACCCAGCGCUGUCCCUAGUCUCAACAAUGCUCUAGUCCCGGUCGUCGCCUCGGCCACCUCUCUCGAUGCCAAGAGCCAGCCCAAGAGGCUGCAUGUCUCCAAUAUACCGUUCCGCUUCCGGGACCCGGAUCUACGGGCCAUGUUUGGGCAAUUUGGAACUAUUCUGGAUGUGGAAAUCAUUUUCAAUGAGCGCGGCAGCAAGGGAUUCGGUUUUGUAACAUUCGCUAACAGCAACGAUGCAGAACGAGCACGCGAACGUCUACACGGCACCGUGGUUGAGGGACGCAAAAUCGAGGUGAAUAACGCCACUGCACGUGUACAAACCAAAAAAGUGACAACAGUACCCAACGUUGUACUGACCAAAGACGGUGCCAUACCGGCCCCCGCUCUAGUCUGCGUACAAUGGCCAGAAGCCGCCGUUGCCGCCGCCAUGCGUGGAGUGGCCAUCCAGCGCGGACAUGUGGGCGUGGUCGGCGCCGCCCCCUACCAUCAUCCCCAUCAUCCGCACCACCAUCCGGCGCUGCUGGCGUCGGCCGCCGCAGUCGCCCAACAGCAGCAGCAACGCCAGGCGGCCGUCGCCGCCGUGGCUGCAGCAGCCGCUCAACAACAAGCCGUGGCCGCCCAGCAGGUGCAGCAGCAGCAGGUCGCCACCGCCCACCAGCAGCAACACCAACAGCAGCAGCAGCAACAACAGCAGCAGCAACAACAACAACAGCAACAGCAGCAGCAACAACACCAGCAGCAACAGCAGCAGCACCAACAACAACAGCACGCCGCCGUAGCCGCCGCCGCAGCCGCCGCCUCGCAUCCCCAUGUUCAUGCCGCUCACGCCCUCGCCCACGCCCAUGCCCCCCAGCUGGCGCAAUUGCAGCCCGGCCUGCAAGCAGUGGCGGUACCCACGGCUGCCGGCAAUGCCGCAGCUCUGCAGCAAUCUUUGGCAGCUGCCGCGGCCGCCGCCGCCGCUGCCCAAAACCCGGCCGGAGUGGGCCAGAAUCCUGCCAGUGCUGCUGCCGCGGCCGCCUAUGCCGCCCGACUCUCGGCGGCAGCGGGCGCCACCCAGACACCCCAGACGGCCGCUGCUGCUGCGGCUGCUGCUUCCAUGGCUGCGUCGGCCAAUGCGGCCAACAGCGCUGCCGCUUUGCAUGGAUUCGCGCCUGUAUACUAUGAUCCCUUCUUAGCAGCCGCUGCUAACGCUGAUCCAAAUCUACGCUUCCAGGCAGCCAAACCGGUCACUGAAGUUCCAGCCGCUCAGCCAGCCGCCAUAUUAAAUCGCCGCACUGUGACUACGCUAAACAGUAACCCACAUACGAUCAACCGCAUUCCGGUUCCACAGAAUGUUUUGGCCACUGCUCCGCUGUUAAAGACCCCACUGUCUCAGGCCCAGCAGCAGGCGUACGCCACGGCGGCCACCACCUACACGGCGGUAGCUGCCAGGGCCGCCUAUGGGGCUGCCGCCGCAGCGGCUGCCCAGCCGGCACUAGCCGGCUACGCCACCGUAGCUGGAUAUGCGCGCGAAUAUGCAGAUCCUUAUCUAGGACAUGGCAUUGGACCAGUUCCUGGCUACGGGGCGACCAUGUAUCGUGGUGGCUUCAAUCGUUUCGCGCCAUAUUAAGAACAAUCUACGCCAGUCAGCCAAAAAAUGCACUCAAUCUACUCUCGAUGAAAAUGCUCAAUAUAUGAACAAGGCAAAGCAAAGCAAAUAAGUAACUUAGACGUAAUACUCCUCCCUAUUGUGCAGUAAGUAGAAGUUACAACUAAAAAACGAUAGAUGCAAGAUACUCAACACACAAAAAGCAGCAGCAGCAGCUACCAUGGCAAAAUCAACAUCUGCAAUCUGCAAUCUGCAACAAAAACAGACGCUCAAAAAUCUUGGAGAGUUGAAAAUCAAAGCUAAGCAACAAAAAGGAUAAAAUAAAAUAAACAAAUCAAUGUCGUCCAGCAAAAGCGUAAAAAAAAGCUAAACCAAAAACAAAUAUACGCCGCUAAAUGCAGUUCUAUGGAGUUUAUAUAAGAAAAACAAAAAACAAAAAUUUAAAGCAUAAAUUCAAAUUGCAAAAUAGUUUUGCAACAAUGAAAUGAAAAAUGUGCUUCAUGCGUAGAUUUUUACCAGAACAAAAAGCUGAAACUUUGUGCGGCAGAUCAGAAUUUAUAUAUACAUACACACUUAUAUAUAUAUAUUACCAACAUGAUAUAUAGUUAUUAUAGGCAUUGUAUUUGUAUAUCAGAAACCAGGCAGAGAAAGAGCAAUGUUUUUUAGGUACUCUUCAUGCUGAAACAUCAUCAAAAACAAAUAUUAAACCUAUAUGUAAUCCUUUGGUUGUUAAUUAUGUCCUUUUGUUCAACUAAGUUAGAUUUUUUUGAUUUAAAUGAUUAUUUUAAAGCAUUAGCAUUGUAGGAGAGGAACUGAGAAUCUUCUAUAGAAAGCGCAGCACAUCAACAUAUAUACAUAUAUUAUUUGCAAA